Molecule: messenger RNA, 675 nt
Organism: Apiotrichum porosum
Lineage: Eukaryota; Fungi; Basidiomycota; Tremellomycetes; Trichosporonales; Trichosporonaceae
Exons: 1
Coding region: 1-675 (224 amino acids)
Source: RefSeq, a predicted model, not a curated record
AUGCUCCAGAUUGAAGACUGGGAAGACAGGCCGUCCCUCGAGAUCAGCAAGUUCCCCCGAUUGCACACUUUACGACACGAUGGAAUUACCCAGCCGCCUUCCAAUGGUUUGGGACCAAUGAUCUUAGACUCCUAUCAGGUGCCUCCACAGAUCCAGACACUUGUUAUUGGCGUUGUCGCUCCCAUAUCGUUUUUUUCGAGUGGUGGUUUCUCUUCGUGCCUUGUGCCGAAACUAUCGCGUCCCUUGAGUCAUCUCGUUCUCCUUAUCAACGAGUACAGCGAACACGAAGAGGCCAUUCUCAAGUACUACCUUACUCCAACAAACCAGCUUUGGCUACACCUCACGAUCAUUUUCCGACCACCAACGGCAUAUCCCGAGCCCUACCCGCGCCCCAAACCAACACCUCCGAGCUGCCUGCACUCCGUUAGGCCAUUACCAAGACUAAGUUCCGACGACGUGUCGGCUGGGCGGACAGUGAAGGUUGUCAAUUGGUCAAAGGGUCCACGUUUACCAGGUGACCGGCCCAGCCUGUUUGACGUAUUUGACGUGGGCCCAACCAAUCCGAACGUUGUCUUUAAAACUAUCAAGGAGUACCUCGAUGAGGAUGACUGGACCGACAUAUUUGAGCCUGAUGACGUGCAGAGGUAUCUGCGCAGCCUGGACGCCGUUGCCUGA